Messenger RNA from Triticum turgidum subsp. durum (durum wheat), 393 nucleotides. The record is from the annotation of a GenBank genome assembly. Lineage: Eukaryota; Viridiplantae; Streptophyta; Magnoliopsida; Poales; Poaceae.
AUGAUAUUUCUUUUUCUCAUAUUUACAUUUUAUAGGUGGUCACAUGGAGCUAUUAUGUAUGAGAUGCUUGUGGGUUAUGCACCAUUUUAUUCCGAAGAUCCAAUGUCAAUGUGUAGGAAGAUAGUAAAUGGGAGAAGCCAUCUUAAAUUUUCUGAAGAGGCCAGACUUUCAUCAGAAGCUAAAGAUCUAAUCAAUAAGCUAUUAUGUAAUGUGAAUCAGAUAUUUGUAAUGAACAGAUCACAUAUGAUAAAGGCUUAUCCAUGGUUUAGAAGCGUUGAAUUGGAAAAGCUAUAUCAGAUGGAAGCAGCUUUCAUACCCGAAGUUAUUGAUGAAUUGGACACACAAAACUUCAAGAAUUUUGAGGAGGUGAGUUAUUAUUCCCAUGCUGCUUAG